This is a messenger RNA of Solanum verrucosum, 825 nucleotides long. RefSeq names its product thioredoxin H-type 1-like. The transcript has 2 exons. Lineage: Eukaryota; Viridiplantae; Streptophyta; Magnoliopsida; Solanales; Solanaceae. The record is from RefSeq and is a predicted model, not a curated record. Bases 156 to 458 code for a protein of 100 amino acids.
AAUCCGUUACAUUUUGGUAAUUUACUAUCUUCCCUUUCCUGUAUAAAGUCUCUGCCAAAGGGAAGAUGCUGUGCAUUGUGCGUUAGUGUUACGAAGAGCUAAGGAUUUGUUUGGUGUUAUCUAUUUUGAAUUUCUGAUUUCUAAAAUCUGUGAGAAUGGCUACUUCAUCUGAGGAAGGACAAGUGAUCGGCUGCCACAAGGUUGAGGAGUGGGAGGCGCAGCUCCAGAAGGGCGUGGAGACCAACAAACUGGUGGUGGUGGAUUUUACUGCUUCCUGGUGCGGCCCUUGCCGUUUUAUUGCCCCAAUUCUUGCUGAAAUUGCUAAGAAGACGCUCCAUGUUAUAUUCCUCAAGGUUGAUGUUGAUGAACUGAAGGUACGUCUGCGAUCAGAUUUUGCAUCAAUUUAUACUCGUUCUUUGACUAAUGUAAUCAGUGAUUGUGAUAGUAAAUUGCGGUAACCUUUCUUGCAGAAAGUUGCAGAGGAUUGGAAAGUGGAGGCAAUGCCUACCUUCCUCUUCAUUAAAGAGGGGAAAGAAGUGGAUAGGGUGGUUGGUGCCCAUAAAGACGGAUUGCUUAAGACCAUAGAGAAGCAUGGUGCUGCUCCUGCUAUUGUGACUGCUUGAGCCUUAAUCAAGGAGAUGAUAUUAUAGUAUUUAGUCUUGUCUUUUGUAAUAACUCUGGAUGGUUGUAUGUUUUAUUAUCCACCAUGUUUUUACUGCUUUCUUGAAAGAUUUGUAAUGUUGGUGCUUGGAAUCUGACAUUUGUGCAUAUGGUGUUUACUGGUUAAGGCUAUAUGCCCAUUUCUAUCAAAAGACUCUUUUCCCA